Molecule: messenger RNA, 996 nt
Organism: Penicillium diatomitis
Lineage: Eukaryota; Fungi; Ascomycota; Eurotiomycetes; Eurotiales; Aspergillaceae
Gene: abfI
Product: putative alpha-L-arabinofuranosidase
Exons: 1
Coding region: 1-996 (331 amino acids)
Biological process (GO): L-arabinose metabolic process
Molecular function (GO): alpha-L-arabinofuranosidase activity
Source: RefSeq, a predicted model, not a curated record
AUGCGUUCUCCUAUUACCAACCUCGACCUGUGGUCGUCCUUCACUGUUCUUCUCGCAUCGGCUGGUACCCUUGCGUCUGCCGCUUGCCCUAUUCCUUCUCAGGGUCAGUACAAGUGGUCCUCCACCGGUGCUCUGGCCCAGCCUCAGCACGGCUGGACCUCUAUCAAGGACUUCACCAACGUUGUCUACAAUGGCAAGCACCUUGUCUACGCCUCUGUGGCCGACGCCCAGGGCAACUACCACUCCAUGAACUUUGGCCUUUUCAGCGACUGGUCCCAGAUGGGCUCCGCCAGCCAGAACGCCAUGAACUUCAAUGCCGUGGCCCCUACUCUGUUCUUCUUCGCUCCGAAGAACAUCUGGGUUCUUGCCUACCAGUGGGGUGCUACCGCCUUUUCCUACCGUACCUCCACGGACCCCUCCAAUGCCAAUGGCUGGGGUCCUCAGCAGGCCCUGUUCACCGGCUCGAUCUCCAACAGCGGCACCGGUCCCAUCGACCAGACCCUGAUCGGUGACAACCAGAAUAUGUACCUGUUCUUCGCCGGCGAUAAUGGCAAGAUCUACCGCUCCAGCAUGCCCCUGAACAACUUCCCCGGCUCCUUCGGCAGUGCUUCCGAAGUUGUCAUGAGCGACUCCACCGCCAACCUCUUCGAGGCUGUCCAGGUCUACAAGGUCUCUGGUGACAACAAGUACCUCAUGAUCGUUGAGGCCAUGGGUGCUCACGGCCGCUACUUCCGCUCCUUCACUGCCUCCAGCCUGAACGGCCAGUGGACCCCCAACGCUGCCACUGAGAGCGCUCCCUUCGCCGGCAAGGCCAACAGCGGUGCCAGCUGGACCAACGACAUCAGCCACGGUGACCUCGUCCGCACCAACCCCGAUCAGACCAUGACCAUCGACAUGUGCAACCUCCAGUUCCUGUACCAGGGCCGUGACCCCAACGCCAACCCCGGCUACAACGUUCUGCCUUACCGCCCCGGUGUCCUCACCCUCAAGCACUAG